AUGUCAUUUUUGAAGUCUCUUCAGAAGUUUAUUAGAAUGUCAUCCACCACAAUAUCUCCAGUCAUAGUAGGUCACAGAGGGUUCAAGGGAAAAUAUCCGGAGAACACUUUUAUCGGAUUCAACAAAUGUUUCCAGUCAGGAGGUUCCGUUAUUGAAACCGAUCUAUGGUUAUCCAAAGAUGAAGUCAUUGUUAUAAGUCAUGACCAAUUUACCAAAAGAGUGUUUGUUGACUCAGAAGGUAAUGAAACUAACUAUAACAUUCUUGAGACUCCAUAUAACCCCACAUUAAAAAAUUUGAAAACCAUUGAAGGAAACUACCCAUUAAUUACUUUCAGAGAAUUAUUGAAAUGGUUUAAAGAAUAUACUGAUAAGGAUCAAAGCCAGAAUUAUAAAUUAGAAUUAGAUAUCAAGAGAUUUAAUCCGGUCAAAAUUACGAAAUUCAUCGUUCAAGAUUUACUAUCAGUACACGACGACAUCACAUGGUGGUAUAAUAAAAUACAAUUUGGUAUCUGGGAUUUAAAUUUUUUGAAAUAUUUGAACCAAAAUGAUUAUUUUCAAGAUAAGUUUGGUUUGGAAUCGAAAUCUGGUUAUACCCAAUUUGAUAUUUUCAACAUUAGUUUGAACUGGAGGGAUUCAAUUCAUUAUAUCAACUAUAAUUUCUACUUGGACGAAACUGUUCCUGAAGAUAGAGUCAAAAUUAAGUUAACCGGUGUUUCUGUCAUUUAUAUAGCCACAUGGUCACAUGAAUUUUUAACCAAGUUUAUUCCAUUGCUUCGUAUACAAAAUCUUAAAUUGUAUUCCUGGACAAUCAACAAUUUCCUUCAAUUUAGCUAUUUGAGUAAAAUUGGUAAAUUGGCUGAUUUGGUUGAGUAUGGUGUUAUCUCUGAUGAUCCUGAAUUGAUGGCCAAAUAUAAGAAACUUCAAGAACAAGAAGAUGAAUCCGACAGUGAACAUCGUCCAUUGAUCCAACGUGAAAGUAAGGAUUAUUAUGAUGAAAAUGGGGAAUUAAGCAUUGAUUUAACUUUGCAACAAAGAUUUUUGCAUUGGGUCUUUGUUCAAUUUAGUCUGUUGGUUGGCAAAAGAGUCACCAUUGAUGAACAACAAUUUUCUGCACCAGUUGAUGAAAAUAAAAUUAGAAAAGUGAAGGUUAGUCCAAUUGCUCAAUGGAUUUUCCAAACUUUACAAAAGUAUGGUAUAUUUUAG
Molecule: messenger RNA, 1203 nt
Organism: Candida tropicalis MYA-3404
Lineage: Eukaryota; Fungi; Ascomycota; Pichiomycetes; Serinales; Debaryomycetaceae
Product: phosphatidylglycerol phospholipase
Exons: 1
Coding region: 1-1203 (400 amino acids)
Biological process (GO): glycerophospholipid catabolic process
Molecular function (GO): phosphatidylglycerol phospholipase C activity
Source: RefSeq, a predicted model, not a curated record